CAAUGCAUCUCCACUCUGUGUGUCAUCUCAUCAUCAUCAUGUUCUGUAUGUCAAUUUUUCAGUCCACACAUAUCAGUCGUUAUUUCCUCAUCUCUCAGAUCAUACUGGACAACAGCCGCCUUUGGACCAAUGUCUGCUAUCUCGAACGAAAACUUGUCACCGGCGGUCGUGAUGCGCGCUGCACGCGAAAUCCAAAAAAUCCACGCAGAGCCGCUGGAGGGCAUCCGCAUUGUCCAAAACGAGGAGGACUUGACCGACAUUCGCGCUGUCAUUGAUGGACCAGCUGGCACUCCCUACGCUGGUGGAAGCUUUUUGAUGAAGCUGACCUUGAGCAACGACUUUCCCUCCGUUCCCCCCAAGGGCUAUUUCCUCACCAAGAUCUUCCAUCCGAACGUGUCCAAGCUUGGCGAGAUCUGCGUCAACACUCUUAAGAAGGACUGGAAGCCCGAGCUUGGCAUCCGUCACGUCCUGCUGACUGUCAAGUGCUUGUUGAUUGUGCCAAACCCCGAAUCCGCCCUGAACGAGGAGGCAGGCAAGCUUCUGCUUGAGGCCUACGACGAGUACGCCAAGAUGGCCAAGAUGAUGACUGAAAUUCACGCACUCAGCAGCAAGGCCGGCGAGGCAUCAUCAACCGCUGCGUCGUCGACGUGCGCAUCAUCUUGCGCUGCGGAAACCUCGGCAGCCGCAGGGAAGGUAGCAGCGAGCGCAGCCUCGAAGCCUGCCGUCAAGACCGAAAAGGCCAAAGUUGAUGCAAAGCGAAGCCUCAAGCGUUUGUAACGCCGAUGUUGAGGAGGUUGUUGUUGUGGUAGAAGGAACAUUUUGUUGACAUAAUAUUUUCAUUUCUCUUGUGUAACUCAUGGGUCCAG
Molecule: messenger RNA, 866 nt
Organism: Capsaspora owczarzaki ATCC 30864
Lineage: Eukaryota; Filasterea; Ministeriida; Capsasporidae
Product: ubiquitin-conjugating enzyme E2S
Exons: 5
Coding region: 130-777 (215 amino acids)
Source: RefSeq, a predicted model, not a curated record